Molecule: messenger RNA, 420 nt
Organism: Pseudogymnoascus destructans
Lineage: Eukaryota; Fungi; Ascomycota; Leotiomycetes; Thelebolales; Thelebolaceae
Exons: 1
Coding region: 1-420 (139 amino acids)
Source: RefSeq, a predicted model, not a curated record
AUGCAAGCCUCCACCCUCGCCAUCUACCUCAUGCCCCCCGUCGUCGCGAUCUACGGCGCGGGUUUACAGCUACACCUCCACACCAUGGUUCUCGCGCUCGCGAGCUUCCUGAUUUGGUUCGCUGCACUGCUUGUCCUGCCCGUGUGCUACAACUACAUUGUGGAGUGCUUCCUGCGCACGCCCGUCGAGGCCAGCGUCGCGCUCAUGAGCGUCUUGAUCAUCACCCAGUGGCAGAUGGCGGUGAGCGUCGGCUGGAUGUGGGGCAUGGGUGCGAUUUUUGUACUGGCGGUGGAUGUGCUGAUGGUCUUGGUGAUCCUGAAGGGGCACUCGGUGAGGAAGCUCACGGUGCAUAUUAGCGAGACAAUUGCGGCGACCGAGGAUGGUGAGAGGAUUAUCGGCGAGAAGGAAGAUGGUGCUUAG